AUGUCUUCAACAAGUGGUCAGAGGUUCUUGAUCUGUGUCGACUAUGGCACCACCUACACCGGAGUGGGAUGGAUUCUCACCCACAGGACCCGCCCUUCUCAGCUCAAUGAGCUCAACAUUGUGAAAAGAUGGGGCGCUAUUCAUCGCCCGGAGACAUCCCAGGUCAUCGGCCCCAAAGUUCCUUCCAUCAUCAGUUAUUCAGGAACAUCCGGCCGGCGGUGGGGUUACGGGGUAAUUGGAGAUGCUGAUUCUCACAUUCUACAAUGGACCAAGUUGGAGAUGGAGCCACCCACUCGUCUCGAAGCACUGUCCCGGCUCAAGAGAACCCUGGAGGCGACGCGUGGCCCCGUGUCACACAGACAGCAUGCGUCCUCGCUUGUGCAGGGGAUCCCGCUCCAUUUGAUCAAGUCGACCGAAGACGUGGUUGCCGACUAUCUGACUGAAGUUGCUCAGUGCGUUCGUCAGGAUAUCGAGACUGUUCAGAGAGAUCGAAGGGUCAUUGGCGACUUUCCCAUCGAGAUCAUCAUUACGCACCCAGCAAUAUGGCACCCGCGCGCAAUGAACACCACCUUCAGAGCGGUGAACACUGCCUUCAAGAGAAUCUUUCCUGAAUUCGAAUCAAACCCGGGGAAGGUCAGACUUACCACGGAAUCGGAAGCAUGUGCCCAGUACAUCAUGAAGACAUCUACAAGCGCGCAUAAACGUCAUCUCAGACGGGGAGCAUGCUUCGUGGUUGUUGAUGCCGGAGGCGGGACAGUUGACCUUGUAUCCUACCGCGUGGACCAAGACACGCCCUCUUUCCAAGUCAGUUUGGUGACUGAGAUGUCCAGCGGACGUUGCGGUGCGACACGGAUAGAUGACUAUUUCAUUAAACGCUUUCUGCCCCGCCGCCUUACCCCGGAUGACUACCGCAAAGUAGUUGAAGAUGCUGAGUCCAGCUUUGGCAGCGGACCACAUGUGCUCUUUUCAAGACGGCAACAAGCAAUGCUCGAGAGCUUCCAGUUUGCCAAACACAAGUUUGCAGGUGUUGGUACUGAGGAUGAGGAGUUCCGAGUGUUACUUCCUGGCGACCUUGACAUACCGGACAAUCCUGAGAGAGGGAUCUCGAAUGGAAAUCUGCAGAUUUUGCCUGAGGACAUGGAGCACAUGUUCCAAGAAACCGUCGACGGCACCGUGAACCUCAUCAGACAGCAGAUCACGCAGCUCGAAGUCAAGAACCUUCGUGUAUCAGCCGUAUUUCUGUCUGGGGGUCUUUCAAGAAGUGAAUAUCUUUUCAAAAAGGUUGAGUUGGAGAUUGGGCACCAGUACCGAUUACCAGUGUUCCGAGGGCAAGAGGGUUGGACAGACGUUGUCAUCGGCGCAGCAAUCCUGGGGCUCGGGAUGAACUGCGAAGUCCCACCCGCGUGUGCCGAAUGCCCAUACCACAUAGGAGUCCUUAUUUCCCAACAGUUUCACGAGUACGAGAACGACGAGAAGCAGGCCUACACGGAUGCCAUUGGCCAAAGCAUGCGCGCCAAAGACCACCUCAAGUGGAUUGCUGCAAAGGGAGAUAUGAUUACACAGCCGGAUGGCAUCAGCAAAAGUGUGAAGCUUGUGAGGAAGAUUCUUAAGCUGAAUGACCAGGUGCUGAAAGGUUCUUGCACCGUCGUCAUCUCCCAUGAUUCCAAGCAGGGCGACAAGCUUGAGGACAUCCAAAACCUUCAGAAGGUCCAACUCAACUACGACUUGGCCACCCUUUCCACUGCCGAUAAAGCCAAAGUCAUCCGCCGGAACACCGACGAAGACACCAAAACACAAUAUCGGCAAGUGGAAUUGGAGUUGGUCGUUACAGUCCGCGAGGAAGUUGCGGCUUUUCAACUGUAUGCUGGCCAACCGGGAAGAAUCUCCAUCGCGGAGGCCGCCACAGAUCGUAAUGGGCAGUUCAUUUUGGGAAACGCUGGUAGCCAGAGAGAGCAGCACCUGCCCGUCGUACCAGAUAAUGAUUCAGCAUCAGGAGCGGGAUCGGACCCGAAUCAGGAGUCGACAAGCUCCAGGCAGCCUGGGCAGGGACGUAGGCCCAUCUACGACACUGCAGAGAGCAGUAGGAGCAGGAGGGUUUACGUGUGA
Messenger RNA from Podospora anserina S mat+, 2106 nucleotides. RefSeq lists its product as uncharacterized. The transcript is spliced from 8 exons. The coding region runs from base 1 to 2106 and encodes 701 amino acids. NCBI's taxonomy places the organism in Eukaryota, Fungi, Ascomycota, Sordariomycetes, Sordariales, Podosporaceae. The record is from RefSeq and is a predicted model, not a curated record.